Molecule: messenger RNA, 2636 nt
Organism: Homo sapiens (human)
Lineage: Eukaryota; Metazoa; Chordata; Mammalia; Primates; Hominidae
Gene: CWF19L1
Product: CWF19 like cell cycle control factor 1
Exons: 14
Coding region: 502-1707 (401 amino acids)
Cellular component (GO): nucleus; nucleoplasm
Source: RefSeq, marked reviewed
AUUCCCAAUUUUAGGUGGCAGUCGCAACCCAUACUAUUCGGACAGAUGGCACAGAAACCGCUGCGCCUGUGAGUGACCGUGAAUGGAAGCCUCUCUCCCUGUGUCUCUUUCGUCUUGGCUUGUGGAGAUGUUGAAGGAAAGUUUGAUAUUUUAUUCAAUAGAGUUCAAGCAAUUCAGAAGAAAAGUGGAAACUUUGAUCUGCUGUUGUGUGUAGGAAAUUUCUUUGGCUCCACCCAAGAUGCUGAAUGGGAGGAGUAUAAGACUGGCAUCAAGAAAGCUCCUAUUCAGACAUAUGUGCUUGGUGCUAAUAACCAGGAAACAGUAAAAUAUUUCCAGGAUGCUGAUGGAUGUGAAUUAGCUGAAAACAUUACUUAUCUGGGUCGUAAAGGUAUCUUCACUGGAAGCUCGGGGCUGCAGAUUGUGUACCUCAGUGGGACAGAAUCCUUAAAUGAGCCAGUACCAGGUUAUAGUUUUAGUCCCAAGGAUGUGUCUUCUCUGAGAAUGAUGCUGUGUACAACCUCCCAGUUUAAGGGUGUUGAUAUCUUGCUCACAUCCCCAUGGCCCAAGUGUGUGGGGAACUUUGGGAAUUCUUCUGGAGAAGUGGAUACCAAAAAAUGUGGUUCUGCUUUGGUUUCCAGUCUUGCCACGGGCUUGAAACCAAGAUACCAUUUUGCUGCUUUGGAAAAGACCUAUUAUGAGAGGCUUCCAUAUCGAAACCAUAUCAUUCUACAGGAAAAUGCACAGCAUGCCACCCGGUUUAUAGCUCUGGCAAAUGUUGGAAAUCCAGAAAAGAAAAAGUAUCUUUACGCGUUCAGUAUUGUUCCCAUGAAGCUAAUGGAUGCAGCAGAACUGGUAAAACAGCCUCCGGAUGUCACUGAAAACCCUUACAGAAAAUCUGGGCAGGAAGCAUCCAUAGGAAAGCAAAUUCUUGCCCCUGUGGAAGAAUCAGCCUGUCAGUUUUUCUUUGAUUUAAAUGAAAAGCAGGGAAGGAAGCGUUCAUCCACAGGUAGAGAUAGCAAAUCUUCUCCUCAUCCAAAGCAGCCUCGCAAACCUCCUCAGCCUCCAGGACCCUGCUGGUUUUGCCUUGCUAGCCCUGAAGUGGAAAAACAUUUGGUGGUCAACAUCGGCACACAUUGCUACCUUGCCCUGGCCAAAGGAGGCUUAUCUGAUGACCAUGUCCUCAUCCUGCCUAUUGGACACUACCAGUCAGUGGUGGAGCUUUCAGCAGAGGUGGUAGAAGAGGUGGAGAAGUAUAAGGCCACUCUGAGACGGUUCUUUAAGAGUCGAGGGAAAUGGUGUGUUGUAUUUGAGAGAAAUUAUAAGAGCCAUCACCUCCAGCUACAGGUCAUUCCUGUCCCAAUCAGCUGCUCUACUACUGAUGACAUUAAAGAUGCCUUCAUUACCCAGGCACAGGAGCAGCAGAUAGAGCUGUUGGAAAUCCCAGAGCACUCUGACAUCAAGCAGAUUGCACAGCCAGGAGCAGCAUAUUUUUAUGUUGAACUUGACACAGGAGAAAAGCUUUUCCACAGAAUUAAAAAGAAUUUUCCUUUGCAGUUUGGAAGGGAGGUCCUGGCCAGUGAAGCCAUCCUUAAUGUUCCUGAUAAGUCUGACUGGAGGCAGUGUCAGAUCAGCAAGGAAGACGAGGAGACCCUGGCUCGCCGCUUCCGGAAAGACUUUGAGCCCUAUGACUUUACUCUGGAUGACUAAAACAAAGGGAAGAACUUUUUAUGAACUCCACAGGAAGUAGUAAAGCUUUUUUUUUUUUUUAAUUAAAAGAAUUUUUUUUGAGACAAAGUCUCGCUCUGUCACCCAAGCAGGAUUGCAGUGGCAUAACUGUGGCUCACUGUAGCCUCAACCUCCUGGGCUCUAGAGUUCCUCCCACCUCAGCCUCAUGAGUAGCUGGGACCACAGGCGCAUGCUACCAUGCCUGGCAAACUUUUUUGAUUUUUUAUAGAGACAGGAGGGUCUCCCUGUGUUGCCCAGGCUGGUCUGUAAUGCCUAGGCUCAAGGGAUCCUCUGCCUUGGCUUCUUAACCUGCUGGGAUUACAAGCAUGAGACACCAUUCCUGGCCUAGAAGCCUAUUUUUAAAGAAACUACAAUCUCCCAUGGGGACUGUUUCCCUGCCUCUUUUGUGCAGUCCCAUGGAACUUGCCUACAGCAAGAGGCCUAAGAUUGAAUCUUUUUGGGGAAAAGUCAUUCUAGGAUGAAAAUCCUAUGUUAAGGCCGGGCGCAGUGGCUCACGCCUGUAAUCCCAGUACUUUGGGAAGCCGAGGCAGGUGGAUCACCUGAGGUGAGGAGUUUGAGACCAGCCUGGCCAACAUGGUGAAACCCCGUCUUUACUAAAGCUACAAAAAUUAGCUGGGCGUGGUGCCAGGCACUUGUAAUCCCAGCUACUCAGGAGGCUGAGGCAGGAGAAUUGCUUGAGCCUGGGAGGUGGAGGUUGCAGUGAGCCAAGAUCGCUCCAUUGCACUCCAGCCUGGGUGACAGUGAAACUCCAUCUCAAAAAUAAAAGAAUAAAAGUAUGUCUGUCAUCCAGCUCCUAUGUCUGUUAUCCAGCUCCAAGUACAGCUUGUGUAUAUCAACAUUUUCAAAAACCUUUAAACUACCAAAUGAAAUCCAGAUGUUUUUCCAUGGUU